GCGGAGCCUCACGCGCCGCCUCUCUUUCCUUCCGGGCCGACGGCAAAUGGGUUGCCAUAGUAACAUUAGAACUCUGAGACUGGGAAAGUUCCGCUUCUGCAGCCCCGCCCCAUCAUGUGACACCCCACCCCCUUCGGCCCCAGCCGCUGCCGUUAGCUUCCGGGAAGAGUCCGGUCCGGCGUACGUGGGCGCGCGCGCGUAAGUGCCGUUCGGCAACAGGGCAACCGGCAGGUGAAUAGCCGCAGCAGCAGCAGCAUGUCCGCGAGCAGCCUUGGCUACAAUGAGCAGGGCGGGGAGGCGGCGACGGAACAGGGGCAGGAGGCGACGCCCACCACAGCCCCCUCCGUCCCUGCGGCCUUCGGGCUCUUCAGCAGCGACACCAAGAAGAAUGAAGACCUAAAGCAAAUGUUGGAAAGUAAUAAAGAUUCUGCUAAGUUGGAUGCUAUGAAAAGAAUUGUUGGGAUGAUUGCUAAGGGGAAGAAUGCAUCCGAGUUGUUUCCAGCUGUUGUGAAGAAUGUGGCCAGUAAAAAUAUUGAGAUCAAAAAACUAGUGUAUGUUUAUCUGAUGCGCUAUGCAGAGGAGCAGCAGGACCUGGCAUUGUUGUCCAUCAGCACUUUUCAGCGAGCUCUGAAGGAUCCUAAUCAGUUAAUCCGUGCAAGUGCUUUGAGAGUUUUAUCUAGUAUUCGUGUGCCAAUUAUUGUUCCUAUUAUGAUGCUUGCUAUUAAAGAAGCUUCUGCUGAUUUAUCUCCUUAUGUUAGAAAAAAUGCAGCCCAUGCAAUCCAAAAACUGUAUAGUCUUGACCCAGAGCAAAAGGAAAUGUUAAUUGAAGUGAUAGAAAAGCUUCUGAAAGAUAAAAGUACACUGGUGGCUGGGAGUGUGGUGAUGGCAUUUGAGGAAGUGUGCCCGGAUAGAAUAGAUCUGAUUCACAAGAACUAUCGAAAGCUGUGUAAUUUGUUGGUUGAUGUGGAGGAGUGGGGGCAAGUUGUUAUUAUCCACAUGCUAACUCGAUAUGCACGUACACAGUUCGUGAGUCCUUGGAAGGAGGAUGGUGUUUUGGAAGAGGACAAUGAGAAGGAUUUCUAUGAGUCUGAUGAAGAACAGAAAGAAAAGGAUCAGAAAGUGAAGAAACCCUAUGCUAUGGAUCCAGACCAUAGAUUGCUGAUACGAAAUACAAAGCCCUUGUUGCAAAGCCGGAAUGCUGCUGUGGUGAUGGCAGUUGCCCAGCUUUACUGGCACUUGGCACCAAAAUCUGAAGCUGGCAUUGUUUCUAAAUCCUUAGUGCGUUUACUUCGUAGCAAUAGGGAAGUGCAGUAUAUUGUUCUGCAGAAUAUUGCAACUAUGUCAAUUCAAAGAAAGGGCAUGUUUGAACCUUACCUGAAGAGUUUCUAUGUUAGGUCAACUGAUCCAACGAUGAUCAAAACAUCAAAGCUUGAAAUCUUGACAAAUUUAGCAAAUGAGGCCAACAUAUCAACACUACUUCGAGAAUUUCAGACCUAUGUGAAAAGCCAAGAUAAACAAUUUGCUGCAGCUACAAUUCAGGCUAUAGGCAGAUGUGCAACCAACAUCUCAGAAGUGACUGACACAUGCCUUAACGGCCUAGUGUGUUUGUUGUCCAACAGGGAUGAAAUAGUAGUUGCUGAAAGUGUAGUUGUCAUUAAGAAACUGCUACAAACACAGCCCGCACACCAUGGUGAAAUUAUUAAACAUAUGGCAAAGCUCUUGGACACUAUUACUGUUCCUGUGGCUAGAGCCAGCAUUCUCUGGCUUAUUGGGGAAUAUUGUGAACGAGUUCCAAAGAUUGCACCUGAUGUUUUGAGAAAGAUGGCUAAGAGCUUCACUAAUGAAGAUGACCUUGUGAAGCUGCAGAUCUUAAAUUUGGGAGCAAAACUGUAUUUAACCAACUCAAAACAGACAAAAUUGCUUACCCAGUACAUACUAAAUCUCGGCAAGUAUGAUCAAAGCUACGACAUCAGAGACCGUACAAGAUUUAUUAGGCAGCUUAUUGUUCCGAACGAGAAGAGUGGAGCUUUAAGCAAAUAUGCCAAAAAAAUAUUUCUGGCACAGAAACCUGCCCCAUUGCUUGAGUCUCCUUUUAAAGAUAGGGAUCGUUUCCAGCUUGGCACCUUAUCUCAUACUCUGAACACCAAAGCCAUUGGGUACCUGGAGUUAUCUAAUUGGCCAGAGGUGGCGCCUGACCCAUCAGUACGAAAUGUUGAAGUAAUUGAGUUGGGAAAAGAAUGGUCUGUAGCAUUAGGCAAGGCAAAGAAAGAGAAACCUACAGAGAAGUUUUACUCUGAUUCAGAGGAGGAGGAAUCAGCCAGUACUACUGACACCGAGAGUGAAUCUACUAGUGAAAGUGAAAAAGAGAAAAAUGGGAAGGAAGAAGGCAGCAGCAUGGAGAAUAGUGAGAGUUCAAGUGAAGAACUGAGUGACAGUGAAUCAGAGAGCAAAGAAGGUAGUGCAAAGAAAAAGUUCAAAACUACUGAGGAAAGUGACUCAGAUGACACAGAGAAGAAAACAAAGAUGAUUUCCAAAAAAAGGGAAAGUUCUGGUUCCUCUGACUCAGAAUCUAGCUCAACAGAGGAAAGUUCAUCGGACUCCGAAUCAGAAUCUGACUCUGAAAGUGAUGCUGAGUCUAGGAAGCAUAAAAAUGCUAUUGCCUCCAAGAGAAAACAAAUGGCAGUACCAGAGAAAAAAGCUUCUUCUAAACAAGAUGUGUCCCUAUUAGACUUGGAUGAUUUCAAUCCUGUGUCAACUCCUGUAGCAGUUCCCACUCCAGCUAUUCUCUCUCCAAGUUUAGUUGCUGACCUAGAGGGUUUAAGCUUGUCAAGGUCAUCAGUCAUUGAUGUCAGUUCCCCAAUCUUUGUGCCAAUGAAAACUCAUGAAUUGCUUCAUCGAAUGAGUGGGAAAGGAUUAGCAGCUCAUUAUCACUUCUCAAGGCAGCCGUGCAUUUAUGGAAAUCAAAUGGUAUCCGUACAAGUGACAUUAACGAACACCACAGACCAGAAGUUAGAGAAUAUUCACGUAGGGGAGAGAAAGCUACCUGCAGGCAUGAAGAUGCAUGUGUUUAACCCAAUAGAAUUUCUUGAGCCUGAGGAGUCCAUUACUGUCUCAAUGGGUAUUGACUUUUGUGAUUCUACUCAGACUGCCAGUUUCCAGUUGUGUACAAAGGAAGAUCACUUCAAUGUUAAUAUUCAGCCCCCUGUUGGAGAACUACUUUUACCUGUCACUAUGUCAGAGAAGGACUUUAAAACAGAGCAAGGAAUGCUCACCGGAAUGAAUGAGACCUCUACAACAAUCACUGUUGCUCCACAGAAUUCCACUCGUCUUGUGUUACUUGAGAAGGUGGUAAAGGCAGCAAACUUGGGUGUUGUUCCAUCUGGUCAAGAUAACAUACACAGGUUUUCAGCUAAAACUGUGCACAGUGGGUCAUUGAUGCUAGUCACAGUGGAGCUGAAGGAAGGCUCUACAGCACAGCUCAUCAUAAACACUGAGAAAACGGUGAUUGGUUCUAUUCUACUGCGGGAGCUGAAGCCUGUCCUGUCCCAGGGGUAACCUGCUUACAUCUGGACUUCAGAAUCUGGCACACAACAAAAGUGCCUGGCAUCCACUAUUGCUGCCUUUCAUUUAUAAUAAUAGCCUUUCCAUCUGGCAGUGGGAGAAGAAUACACUCUUGACAUUCUUGUCUCCUGCUUUAGAAUGCUGGUGUGUAUCUAUCAUGUAUGCAAGGGGUUUUUUCUGCUUGCUAACCAAAGAACAUAUAUUUUACUGUCAUUUAGCUACACCCUUAAAAGUAUUUCCCAGUUGUUCUAUCCUGGUACUUCCCCUCUCUUUCCUCCUACUCCCCCCUCCACUUUUUCCUGCUAUAAAACAUAACUAUUUGAUAAUAAAGUUUGGGGAAAAUCAGCUUGCCUGAGCAGUGAGCUAAAAUGGGAAAGAGAGACUCCAGCAGAAUCUACAAGGUACAUAGUAUAGGAUGGAUUUGUUGUAUGAGACGUGUAAAAGGACAAUAAACUUACUAGAGAAUAUCAUUGUCCAAUAAAGCUGCUUGUAAGCUUGAACUCAUACAUGUUAUAAACAGUCGUUUCCAGCUACUGCCAUAUUGUCAAAUAUUUCUAAAUGUUAAGACUCCAGUAAAGUAGUGUUAUGAAUGGA
Chrysemys picta bellii (western painted turtle) is the source of this 4155-nucleotide messenger RNA. It is a transcript of the gene AP3B1, whose product is annotated as adaptor related protein complex 3 subunit beta 1. Gene Ontology annotation, cellular component: clathrin adaptor complex; membrane coat; AP-3 adaptor complex. NCBI's taxonomy places the organism in Eukaryota, Metazoa, Chordata, Testudines, Emydidae. Gene Ontology annotation, biological process: anterograde synaptic vesicle transport; vesicle-mediated transport; intracellular protein transport. The record is from RefSeq and is a predicted model, not a curated record.